UCUAUUGAUGGCACGUCAAUAAAUUCAUCACACGCACAUAAGAACGCAUAUAACUAGACAAACGCAUAUGCAUUUCUCCCAUUCUAAGUUAAUUAAAUCCAUUGGCCAAGGAAAACAAAACAAUGGCCGACGACCCCCUUGUUCUUGGACGUAUAAUAGGAGAUGUUUUGGAACCUUUUACGAGUUGUGUCACUCUGAGGGUUGCUUAUAACUGCUCAAAUGUUUUCAAUAGUUGUGAGUUCAAACCUUCCCAAAUCGUCAACAAACCAAGAGUUGAUAUUGGUGGAGAUGACCUAAGGAUCCUUUACACUCUGAUAAUGGUGAACCCUGAUGCUCCUAGUCCAAGUGACCCUAAUAUGAGGGAAUACUUGCUUUGGUGAGUACCCUUCUCUUGCCUCUUGCACUUAGUAAAAAUAUCUUACUGCACACCCUAAUGCUUUAGUUUUAUAAAAUUAAAAUAAAUAGUUAAUUAGUAAGAGACAUUAUAUUAUAUAUUUAAAAAGUUAAGGGAUAGUUAUCUUAAUAUGAAACUUACGCAUUCUUGCA
This is a messenger RNA of Cajanus cajan (pigeon pea), 546 nucleotides long. The record is from RefSeq and is a predicted model, not a curated record. Lineage: Eukaryota; Viridiplantae; Streptophyta; Magnoliopsida; Fabales; Fabaceae.